AACUCAUAAGAAGAAGGCAAUGGAAAAGCUCCCCGAAGCAGCAGUCGCGGCUGCCGCCUCAGACGUACCGAUAGACGUUAUUUGUGAUAUACUAUCGUAUCUCCCCGUCAAGUCGGUACUACGUUUCAGAUGCGUAUCAAAAUCAUGGUACUCUCUAAUCAAUGAUUCUCACUUUAAAAAAUCACAUCUCCAUCAAUCACAUGAUCAGGUAUUGGUUUCCCGAAGUCCGGACGAGCAUUAUAGUUUUCAUGUUGGACCCUUUUUUGAUGAUAUAGUUUCAGGAGAAUCUACACCGACGGAAUUACUCCUUACUCGUAUUCCUAAUCCUCAAAUAUGCAAUCGCAUGAAGUUUUUGGCGGCUUGUGAUGGCUUGUUACUCGUGAGAAACUGUGAUAAUGACCUCUUAACUUUAUCGAACCCUUCGACUGGACAGUUUCGUAAUCUGCAGGAUAUUAAAGAUGAUUUUCCGUCGUCGGAGGGCAUUCAUUGUUACGACUUUGGCUAUGAUUCAUCAACAGAUGACUACAAGGUACUUCUCCGACGCGAGACAUUGAUUCGCUCGGAAAAGGGGAACAAUAUGAGAAGAGAGAAUAAUAUUCUUUCCGUGAAAACAAAUUCUUGGCAUAAGGUUAAACAAUUCACAAUGUCUUGCGGCAAGAGGGCUGUAAAUCUAAACGGGUCUCUGAAUUGGCUGCGUAGGCACUAUGGUGCAACAGAACAAGUGUGGAAAAGUGGUGUGAUGCCCAAGAUAGUUUCGUUUUCUCUAGCAAACGAGACGCUAACAGAGAUGGAACAUCCUUAUUAUUACGAAUAUUUCACAGUUAUGGAUAUGAGUGUUUUGAAAGGAUGUAUUUGUUUAAUAGUGAUUGGAGAAUCUACUGGCUCGUUCACCAUCUGGUUAAUGAAAGAAUUCGGAGAGACAAGCUCGUGGACUAAGGUUAUUACCUUACCAAAACUACGUGUCCUUAAUGCAACUCUAUUGACAGUUAAUCAUAUGAACAAAACAGUUUUCGGAAUUGAAAGACGUGGCGUUAAUGGUGUUGACCUGUUGAUUCUGAAUGAUUUAGAGGCAGAAGAAGACUAUAAGAUUGUUAAGGUUACCAAUUUCCAAAGGAAUACUCAUCUAGUUACAUUUUCAAGGAGUUUAAUUUCACCAAAUUAAAUUAUCAGCAUCUUAUUUGUUUUGGGAUUAGAAUUAUUGUAUAGUUAUUCUAUUUAUCGUAAUUAUUACUUCAGCAUCUUAAGGUCGGAUCUUAUAUUUAAUGUACAAGCUUAACA
Mercurialis annua (annual mercury) is the source of this 1278-nucleotide messenger RNA. RefSeq names its product F-box protein CPR1-like. Gene Ontology annotation, molecular function: protein binding. The transcript has a single exon. Lineage: Eukaryota; Viridiplantae; Streptophyta; Magnoliopsida; Malpighiales; Euphorbiaceae. Bases 20 to 1162 code for a protein of 380 amino acids. The record is from RefSeq and is a predicted model, not a curated record.